This is a messenger RNA of Pyrenophora tritici-repentis Pt-1C-BFP, 1689 nucleotides long. RefSeq names its product SMI1-KNR4 domain containing protein. Lineage: Eukaryota; Fungi; Ascomycota; Dothideomycetes; Pleosporales; Pleosporaceae. The record is from RefSeq and is a predicted model, not a curated record.
AUGGCUUCCGCACCUCUACCACUACUCCCUUGGGACAAAUCCUCUAUUCUCUCCUCUAAACAGUCCUCUGACUCAUACAAGUCUAUUCAGAAGACAGCUGUAGAUCUGUUUGCUCUCGGAUAUCCUGAGUAUGCGAACCAACUCAUCAACACUCUAUGGAAGUACGGCCAUGGCUUGGAAUUCGACUACGCGUUUGCCGAAGACACGCUAAGAUGCAUAUACUAUGCAUGGGACGCCACCGAUACAAUCCCGUCAUUUGCUAAGAAUCCUAGCUUAGAAAAGAUCCUCAAUGGCCCUAUUUCUGGCGAACAAAACGAAAAACGGCAAAGAGUAGUGGUUGAAGGUUGGACCGAUGGGCUUCCACAAGAUAUGCGAGAGAGGAUACUCAAGGGAUCUCUGCGUGACGAAGACCUGCAUAUCACAACGAAACGUCUGAGAUCACUCUCCGAUGAUAGCGACCUUGUGCCUAAAACAGAUUAUUUUACCCUUGCGGCAUUGGUAGAGGUUGCUGUGCUGGCAGGCAGGGAUGAUGUAGCGAAGGAGUUGGUGCGACAUGAAAUGGCAGAGCGAUAUCGUCAGCUACAAGAAAAGAGUGGAGACAAGUACUUAGAAGAGUACGAGUUCCGGAAAUGGCAAGACAGACAUCUGGGCCUAUCACAAUCUCUGCGCAUAUGGAAGAUCCUCAAGGAUGUUGCACUGGGAAAGAUUCUGCAAAUAGACGAAGAAACACUAAAGAGAUUCGUCCAAGAGGGCUGUGAGCUUAUGGAGAAACGCUUCAUUCACGGACCGGAUCGCCCUCACGCGGAUAAGUCGAUACGUCAACUACUUCAGAUUCUUGACCAGAAUUACGUUGCAGCACGCAAACUAGAUCCCGAAUCAGGCAGGGUGAUGAACGUUGUUGGGAACACAGCGCCAGACACGUUCUUACGACCCGGUGUGACUGAAGCGCAGAUCGAAGAGCUUGAGAAGCGACUGGCACAAAACCCAGCACCGAACGCGGAGGACGAUAAACCGAUGCUACCCAAUGGAAAGCUACCCGAAGAUUACAAGGAGUUUCUGCGCAUAUCUAACGGAUACUUCCCCGAAGGUAAUCCAGAUUCUGGGUUGUUAUUCAGCCAGGAAGAGGUUGGUACCGCAGAUUGUACGUUUCUCUGCGACGAUUCUAUGGAUUUAGGAUUCUCGCUUUUCCCUUACGACUACACAUCGAUACAAGGCAUCGAUAACAUACAACUCGGUCACUUCGACUGCUUCACCAUCGGUAUUGGCGGCGAUGAAGGAACUGUCAUUCUAAUCCCCCCUACUUCGGUAAAGCCAGCCAUAGAGGCCUUUGAAGCUGCAUACGCUGGCGCGAGCGAGGAGAACAAGAGAAUAUACGAACGUGGAGCGCUAGACUUGUAUGGAGGGGUAGACGAAUUGAGGAAGUUGGAGUGGCUGUGUAUCAAGUGGGAGCAUUGGAACACAGAUCAAGAGACUUGGGGCGGAUUCAAGGCCCAUUUAGAGUAUUGCGUUGAUGUAGCAAUCAAGGAGAGAAAAACAGAAGAAGGAAAAGCAGAGAAAAGAGAACGGGAGCGCAGACUGAGAGAGAACAUUGGACAAGAGGACGAGGCAAAGGGUGGGAAGAGAAAACGCAAAAGUUCGAAUAAAGGUGAGCCAAACAAAGCCACCAAGGUUGAUGCAGUUGAAGGCUAA